AUGUCGUACUACUCACGGCCGGCUUCUGCCGCCGCCGGUCACGCGCAAGACGAUCAAGACCAAUACCCAUAUUAUCCUGACCCGGACCUUAUCGUAGGCAGCGGUGCGAACGCAUUCAUCAACCCAUACGAGGCGUCCGCUGCCGCAUCCUCUGCUUCGCACGCAUCUCCCUUCUCCGACGUCCACGCAGCUACCUCACCCGCAUCCAUCUUGCCCCUCUCGCACCAGCGGAUGUCGUCGCUUCCACCUCAACAGCACAUGAGUGUCAGCGUCGAUCCAAGAACUUCUCACAUGCCCGGUCUCAGCGAGAGCUUCUACAGCCAAGCCGCCAACGCGCUCGCUAGCCCCCCACCUGCCGUUCGAGCGAUCAGCCCAGCAGCUCAUCUUGCUACGCUUCCAGAAUACUCGCAAGCUCCCAUGCACGGGUCGGGCGAUGGUGGCUAUACGUACUACAACCAAGGUGCUGCAGGGCACUACUCUUCGCUCGGACAUGGCGAAGGUGAUGAUGACGAGGACGAGGAUGACGCUGCCACAAAGUACUCUCCCAGCUCGGGACACGACGAGAAGUACGAAUAUGGUCGACCCGAUUCGGCGGCAGCCGCAGCAACUUCUCCAUACGCACUUGCUAAGGGCAACGGCUACCUGCAGAGCCCCUACGCUCAAGUCGCCUCCAACGAGGAGGACGUCGAUGACCCGUACGGAGUCCUUACUCGUGAGGCAGCGUUUGGAGGCGAAGACGGGGAAGGCUACGAUCCAAACUCAGCCUAUCCUGCCGGAACCGCUUCUGGCUUUGCUGGAGGUGCUGCAGGUCAAUUCGGCGACAACCACUUCGAUACCCAACACUUUGGUCCAGCUCCCGCCCGAGGCGCCCAACUUCGACGACACAAGACCAAGAAAAACGUCCGCCUCACCAAAGGUAACCUCAUCCUCGACUGUCCCGUCCCCACCAAGCUGCAGACCUUCUUGACGCGUCGUGCCGAGGACGAAUUCACCACCAUGCGCUACUCCGCCGUCACCUGCGAUCCAGACGAUUUCGCAGCAGAGUCCUUCACUCUCCGCCCCGCUCUCUACAGCCGUCACACCGAGUUGUUCAUUGCUAUCACCAUGUACAAUGAAGACGAGGUGCUGUUCUGUCGCACCUUCCACGGUGUCAUGAAGAACAUCGCACAUUUGUGUUCGCGCAACAAGUCGAGGACGUGGGGUAAGGAUGGGUGGAAAAAGGUCGUCGUGGCCAUCAUCUCGGAUGGUCGUAAGAAGAUCCAUCCUCGUGUCUUGGACUGCCUGGCCGCUUUGGGUGUGUACCAAGACGGGGUGGCCAAGAACACCGUCGACGGCAAAGAGGUCAAGGCGCAUCUCUACGAGUACACGACUCAGCUCUCGAUCGAUUCCAACUUGCAAUUCAAAGGCGCAGAAAGGGGACUGGUUCCCAUGCAGAUCAUCUUCUGUCUCAAGGAGAAGAACGCCAAAAAGAUCAACUCUCAUCGAUGGUUCUUCAACGCCUUCUGCCCGAUCCUGCAGCCCAAUGUGACGAUCCUGCUCGAUGUGGGAACACGUCCGGAGAACAAAUCCAUUUACUAUUUGUGGAAGUCGUUCGAUCUCAACUCGAACGUCGCCGGCGCGUGCGGAGAGAUCUGCGCCGACACCAAGGGCAAGUGGGGAGUCGGACCCCUGCUGCUCAACCCACUCGUGGCGGCGCAGAAUUUCGAAUACAAGAUCAGCAACAUCCUCGACAAGACGACCGAAUCCGUCAUGGGAUACAUCUCUGUUCUGCCCGGUGCGUUUUCGGCGUACCGGUACAUUGCUUUGCAGAACGACGAGUUCGGUCACGGUCCGCUGGCGAGCUACUUCAAAGGUGAAAACCUGCUCGGAGCGGAUGCGGAUGUGUUCACUUCCAACAUGUACCUUGCCGAGGACAGGAUCCUGUGCUUCGAGUUGGCGGCAAAACGUGGAUCGGGGUGGGUGCUGAAGUACGUCAAAUCGGCUCGUGGAGUCACCGACGUUCCCGAAGGUCUGCCCGAAUUCAUCAGCCAGCGACGUCGCUGGUUGAACGGCUCCUUCUUCGCCGCCGUCUACGCGCUGUACCACACGGCGCAGUUCAUCAAAUCCGGCCACAACGUCUGGCGCAAAGCCCUGCUGGUGUUCGAGAGCUUCUACAGCUUCGUCAACAUGUGCUUUGCAUGGUUCGGUCUCGCCAACUACUACAUCUUCUUCCGCAUCCUCACCACUUCGCUCGAAGAUCCUACGUUCAAGCUCCGCGGUAUCGGCGUGUUCAACGUCUUCAUGCAGUACAUCUACCUGGGUACGGUGGUGGCGAGCUUCAUCUUCGCCAUGGGAAAUCGACCUCAGGGUAGUAAAUGGAAGUACUGGGCAGCGGUGGUGAUCUUUGCGCUGUUGACGGUGUACAUGAUGAUCGCAGCAGCGUUGUGUCUGAUGAAGGUGGUCAAGAGGGUGGAGCACGAUGCGAUCUAUGCGCAGAUGGUGGUAUCGCUGCUUGCGACGUACGGUGUCUACCUCAUCUCCUCGCUCCUCGCCUGCGACCCGCUCCACCUCAUCACCUCGUUCCUGCAAUACCUCCUCCUCGCACCCACCUACAUCAACAUCCUCAACAUCUACGCCUUUUGCAACCUGCACGACUUCUCCUGGGGCACCAAGGGCGACACCACCGUCUCUGCCGACCUCGGUGCCGUCGUCUCCACCUCCAAGGGAACCGUCGAGAUCACGCUCCCCACCGCCCAAGCCGACAUCGAUACCGCCUACGACGAUGCGCUCAACAACCUCCGCACGCGCCCGUUGAUCAUCCGCGGCGACGCAUCCAACGCCGAAAAGGAAGCCAGGCAGAUGGACUACUACAAGAACAUCCGCACCAACGUCGUCCUCGCCUGGGCACUGAGCAACGGCGUCGUCGCCGCAUUCAUCCUCAACGGCAAUACCAGCGGUACCUUCGCAGACGGUUCGGGCGUAACGAGGACCAAGGUGUACAUGGUCCUCGUGCUGGUCUUCGUCGCCGGCAUGGCUUGCAUCCGCUUCAUCGGCAGCACGCUCUACCUCACCAUCAGGCUGAUCAAUGGUUGA
Pseudozyma hubeiensis SY62 is the source of this 3072-nucleotide messenger RNA. RefSeq names its product chitin synthase. NCBI's taxonomy places the organism in Eukaryota, Fungi, Basidiomycota, Ustilaginomycetes, Ustilaginales, Ustilaginaceae. Bases 1 to 3072 code for a protein of 1023 amino acids. Gene Ontology annotation, molecular function: chitin synthase activity. Gene Ontology annotation, cellular component: cell septum; cell periphery. The record is from RefSeq and is a predicted model, not a curated record. The transcript has a single exon.